Molecule: messenger RNA, 1979 nt
Organism: Cuscuta campestris
Lineage: Eukaryota; Viridiplantae; Streptophyta; Magnoliopsida; Solanales; Convolvulaceae
Source: the annotation of a GenBank genome assembly
GUAUAAAACCCCAAACCUCAGAGAGAUAGGGCGGGAAAUCAAGCAGCCCUGACGGAGGAAAAGCCACACCCGCCCGGCGCCCGCCCUCAAUAGCUUCUUGCGUCGACUCGACCCGAUUCGUCUCCGGCGGACCCAUAAAUGGCCGAAAUCGAAACCCUAGGAAUACUCGACGAGAUUCAGUCUCUUGUUUCCGACAAACUUCAAGUGGUCUGAGACAGAGACCAACGUCUUCUCCAUGUGGGGUUCAAGACUGAUAUGCACGGUGUCAUACAAGUGGCUGAGUAAGAAUUUCUUGCUUUCUUCAGAUGCUGCAAAGAGGUUGCUUCAGAAGUUUGUUGAGAAGCAUGGAAAUGAUGUAGAAGUUGUUUAUAGCUUGUCUGGCUGGUUGAAGAAUAAUCCUUCAGCCCAUCACGUGGAGCUUGUUUCAAGUCCUAAACUUGCAGAAGUCAAACAAGAAUUAUAUGAAAAUUGCUCGGUUCAGGUCUAUAGCGUGCAAGCUUGCAUUCCAAAGGAUGCAGCAACCCUAUGGAAUGCUGAAUUUGUCCAAUCUCAGGAGCUGUUCACGCAGCCUCUCUCAGUUAAUAAUGGUUUUUGGGAUAACCGGUUUUCUAGAGUUUUGAAUUCGUGCGUUAAAAGGAAUGUUGACGGAUCAUCUGUCAGCACUGAUGUUUCUCAGGAAAAAACUUCAGGUGCACCAGUGACAUCUAAAAGCAAACUCACUAGCCAAAGUGUAACAAUGAUAACGCCUUCAUCAAGAACGGUUCAACAGGCAGAGCCAAGGGCCAAUGUGCAUUCUCCAUCUAUUGAUAAUGAUGUCAAGAAAGAUAUUUCUGUGCCGGAAGGUACUAAAAUUGAGAUGGAUAAAGAGAAGGCCGCCCAACCUCAUGAAAAUAAGAAAAAGACUCGGACUGACAAAACCUCUGCUGGGAAUGGAGGUGCAUUAGCUAAUCUGUGGGGGCGUGCAACCUCAAUGUCAAAGGCGGAUCGCAUCUCAAAAGAGACUGACAUUGCCAUACCCAAUCCAGCAGAAGCUCAAGUAUGUGCUCGUGAAGAGUUAGAAGAUGGAAAUUACUUGGAUGAUGGAGAAGAUGUCAACAUUAAGAGUUCUAACGGUAGAGGAAACCGGAAAAGAAGAGUUAUUUUGUAUUCCUCUGAUGAAGAAGAGGAAGAAGAUGCAGUCAACUUAUCAUCACCUGAUCCUCCAAAGACCAAAACAUCUACAGUAUUGAAACCAUGUUCAAACAUUCCGGGUUUAGAGAAGACAUUACAUUUUGAGAAAAAUGAGAAAAGUGAUGAGAAAUUGAUGGGAGAAUUUGUAGCCACAGAAUAUAAGAAUCAUAUUGCUGUGCCCGAGAUCUCAGGCCACAAUCCUAGUAAUGAUGAAAUCACUAGUGCAAAAAUUAGUGAUCCUACUCCAAAACCACCUCAAAGGAAGAAAGUAUUGAAGAAGAGAAUUGAUGAGCGAGGAAGAGAAGUUACUGAGGUUGUUUGGGAAGACGAGGAGACAAAACCCGAUUCCGGUCUGACAAAGAAAGCUGAAAACAAAGUAGCUAUUGAGGCUGCAGAGAGACCACCCCCCGCUAAGAAGCCACACGUGAUGGGAAACAGUGCUCCAUCGGCCCAGGCUGCCAAAGCAGGAAACAAGAAGGCCGCUAACAAAGACCCCAAACAAGGAAAAAUUUCCUCGUUCUUCAAAAAAGCUUCUUAAAUGCAAUGCGCAUCCUUUCUUGCUCAGAUCUAAAGGUACGUUCUUGGUCAGAUUACUCUUCUUGUUGUAAAAGCGUAUUGAUUGUUGUUUUCUGUAGUAAAAAGCAAACGACCUUAUUCGGUUUGAGCUUUGAACCAAACGUAGUUAUGUUCUUCGUAAUGUGUUCAUGCCACUGUUUUGUUGUCUUUGUGAUGUUUUAUCCUUUUGGCGUUUACGGAAACUCGCUUUUAAACUUAUUCUUUGUGUCCCAAAAUGAAGUUUAUCAUUUAAU